UUCUGUAGAUCUACUCUCUCUCUCUCUCUCGAUCUAUGUCGCCGUUGCCUCUUCCCUUCGAUGCCACUGUCUUCGUCGUCCUACGCCUUGUUUGUGCAGAUUCCAUCUUCGUCAUGGUCAUCUAGGGCGUGUACCUCCCUUCUUCGCUGUUGGUCAUCGUUGGUCGUCGUUGGCGUCACCUUCUUCUCCCUUCGCCAUCAUUUCCCUCUCGCCGAGCACACCCUUGUCUGCGACUACGUACCACGAGUGAUAUUCUGCGCGAGCUUGAGUUGGAGUGCCAACGGAUCGACUCUUUUCAGUGGAUAUACAGACGGUGUCAUCAGAGUUUGGGUGUUGCUUUUCGAACCAAGGUCUUCCACCCAAACAUCAAUAGCAAUGGCAGUAUCUGCCUUGAUAUCCUUAAAGAGCAGUGGAGUCCAGCCUUGACUAUUUCCAAGCCCAAUGAUGGAGAGUCCAAUAUCCGAGCUUCGAAUAGUUUUAAACGGAUAUGUAUUGAAGUUUGAGAAUAACAUUUUCAAGAAGACUGAAGAGGGUAAUACCAUCACAGUCGAUUGUCUUCUAGAUAAGAAAUCAAAAAUCACUAUUGAAACGGGACGAAGAUGACAUGAUAAGAGACACCAUGGGUUUCAAGGAUGAUAAUGUAAUUAGCAACGAACAGGAGGAUGCAAUGAUCAGGAAUGAGCAUAAUGUAAUCAGUAUCGAACAGGAAGAUGUGAUGUUUAGGAAUCAGGAAGGCGAACGUGAGGAUGGGAUGAUCAGGAAUGAGCAUAUAGUCACCAAUGAACGAGAGAGGAGUCAGUUGACACGAUUUUCACGAAUGAGCGCCUCCGUACUUUUCUAGCAAUAUGCUAGAUUUACUAAUGAAAAUUCAAAUACAAUCUGGGCCAGCAAUACACAACGCCCAAAUAGAUCCAAACCACAUGGGAAAUAUUGACAAACACAAAAUUAAAGGAUACCAUUUCCUAAAGGAAGUCUCAGGUAGAAUAGUUUCAUACAACAGCCCAAGGUUUUCCACUCUUAACAUUUAUUUGCUAAUUACACCAUGCAGAAAUUUUAGUGCCAAGAUUUUGGUUCAGUACUUCAAAAGGGAACAUAGAUUGGUUGCAAACAAUCAUUCUUUGAAACUUUCAAGUUUUAGAACACUGGCAUCAUCAACUUUAGUUAGACACAUGUGAUAAUGCUCCGAAAGGCUAGAAUUGAAAUCUGCAAUCAGCAUUUCCUUCCAAAACAGCAAUGUCUUUUGGCCAAAAAGUUGGUGUUGUUGCAAGUCUGAUUCAUCAUGAAGGAAAGUGAUACCUGGCUUGGAGGUCCUUCUCUCAGAAAAUGUUUACCAAUAACAAAUUACUAACUUCAACUCCAGUGGCAUCAUAUCCACAGAAAAUGAUCCAAGAGAAGACUCCGCUUCUCUUUCAUUGUCGUUUAUAUUCAGAUUUAAGUGAUGACUUCCUGAACCGGCUGAACGAGAUAAAUUGGCAUUCUCAGCCCCACACCGCUUUCACUGCUUUUACUGGCUCCUCCAACUCCUUGAGAAGGAGUUGUAGCACUAGUACUCCGAAGAAUGCCACUUUAUCUCGUUCAGCCAGUUCAGAAAGUCAUCACUUAAAUCUGAAUAUAAACGACAAUGAAAGAGAAGCGGAGUCUUCUCUUGGAUCAUUCUCUGGAUAUGAUGCCACUGGAGUUGAAGUUAAUUUUUUUGGUAAACAUUUUCUGAGAGAAGGAACUCCAAAGGCAGGCACCACACUCCCAAUUGACAGCUUGCUCGCCAAGUUUGAAGAGCUCCUUCAUGAUGAAUCAGACUUGCAACAACACCAACUUUUUGGUCAAAAGACAUUGCUAAUUUGGAAGGAAAUGUUGAUUGCAGAUUUCAAUUCUAGCCUUUUGGAGCAUUAUCACAUGUGUCUAACUAAAGUUGAUGAUGUUGGUGUUCUAAAACUUAAAAGUUUCAAAGAAUAAUUGUUUGCAACCAAUCUAUGUUCCCUUUUGGAGUACUGAACCAAAAUCUUGGCACUAAAAUUUCUGCAUGGUGUAAUUAGCAAAUAAAUGUUAAGAGUGGAAAACCUUGCGCUGUUGUAUAGAACUAUUCUACCUGAGACUUCCUUUGGGAAAUGGUAUCCUUUAAUUGUGUUUGUCAAGAUUUCCCAUGUGGUUUGGAUCUAUUUGCGCGAUGUGUAUUGUUGGCCCAGAUUGUAUUUGAAUUUUCAUUAGUAAGUCUAGCAUAUUGCUAGAAGAGUACGGAUGCGCUCCAUCCAUUGACUGAUAGUUGUGCGGCUUAAUGCCUUUUU
Messenger RNA from Cuscuta campestris, 2282 nucleotides. The record is from the annotation of a GenBank genome assembly. Lineage: Eukaryota; Viridiplantae; Streptophyta; Magnoliopsida; Solanales; Convolvulaceae.